AUAAAUUAAUCAUUUUCACGGUCCAUACCUGUGGUGGUGAAAGCAAUUCUAGAGGCACAACACCAAAACAAGCUAUAGGGGCUCAAUUGUCAAUGGUGAAUAAAUUUGAGGCUUAUUUUGAUUUCUAUUUUCCUAUUUCUAAGGUUCUGUUUGGCGGUUUAUUGGAACACAAUUCCGGCAAUUAUCCAUUCAGUGAGCUGGCCGGGUCUCUCGGAGAGGAUGAAGUCUUGCUGUUUGGUUCCCCCUGGAACCGUGUUAUUGUUUCUCAAUCCGACCUCCAGAAUUCCAUUCUUCCGCUUCAGAGUUUGUGCUUGGACCUCAGCUUCUCCCAGUCGAAACCAUCCGACACUUUUGGCUUCCAUUUCACGGCCUCAAGGGAAGAAGGUCGGGCAGUGCAAAUGUGCAUUUCCGCCGCAAUGCUACGGCGGCGGUGAUGAUUUCCUGGUGGUGAACUUUUAUCGGUUUGUCAUGAUUAAAGAGCCUGAAGAAGAAAUCGCGAAACACCUCGACUUCUUGAAGGAUUAUGACAUACGUGGUCGGAUAUAUAUUAAUGAACAAGGGAUUAAUGCACAGUACAGUGGUCCAUCAAAAGAUGCUCUGGCAUAUAUUGAAUGGUUAAGAGAUAAUGAAAGAUUUUCGGAUGUACUAGUUCAGACAUCUCCAGCAUUAAAUGGACAUGCUUUUCCAAAAUUGAAACUGAGAUAUAAGCUGUCAUUAGUACAAUUAGAAGAAGAUGUCUCAAACCUUCCCUUGCUAGAUCCAACAAUGGGAGCCACACCUUUAGAACCAUCUGAAUGGAGAAGAAGAUUGGAAGCAGUAAACAGAAUUGAUAGAGAUUCAGAUUUAACUCAAAAAGACUACAUUCUAUUGGAUGUGAGAAAUGGUUAUGAGUGGGACAUUGGUCAUUUCCAUGGGGCAGAACGACCUAAUGUGGACUGCUUUAGGAGCACUUCAUUUGGGCUAUCUGUCAGUGAGUCCAGAUUCUUGGUCUACUUCCUUUUGUCUAAAGUUUGGGUCCUUUUUGAGGAACUUGUUGAGUAAGUGCAAGAAACCCCAUUGUCUAUUGAUGGGUAGAUAGUAUGUCAUGUAGUUACAGCUGAAAGCAAAAUACUGUCCAUGCAGAAUGGGACUUGCAUGAAUUGGCUAAAUAGAGUCAGUGUUUCUUAUAUUUGGAUACUGUGUUUUAGGGGAUCAGUAGUUUAGAGAUAUUGCAAACUCUAGGAAAGGAGAAUAUUUUCCUUCAUAAGGAAAAUCAGGGAAAACAUGUUCUGUGGGUCUGUGACUGGAAAAUAUUAGAAAAUAGCUCAUAUAAGGCUGUGGAUGAUGGAACCAUGUAAAACAUAUUGCUUCUCCAAUAAUUUUCAUCCUUAACAGCAUCAGAGAGCAGUGUUGCAAGGCCCUGUCUAGGCACUAGGCAGUGGAGGUAGGCAUUUCUUCUUCUUUUGUCUUUUUUAGAUUUUUGAUUUAUUUUGGCAUUUUUUUCCAGAAAAGGAAAAGGCCUAGAGUGCUUAGUAGUUCCUCUCUAGGUGCUAGUGCUGUAACACUUUUCGAGAGUCUCUUAAUUGUUGAUAUGAUUGAUUUCUAAGCUUUUUGUUUUGCCUUGAUUAGUAGAGAAAUGGCGGUGGAUGGCAAGAAAAUCAAGUAAUAUGCAUUGAUCCUAUUGUCAUUGUCUGGUCGAACAAAGUCUUGGGAUGAAAGUGCAAGUGCAAGUGAAAGGGUUCAAGUGUUGAAAGUUACUCAAGGGUAAAAUGUGAGAGAGAUAGGAUCUUCUUUUACACGUCUUACAAAAAACCAUAGCCAUUCAU
This is a messenger RNA of Rubroshorea leprosula, 1805 nucleotides long. The record is from the annotation of a GenBank genome assembly. Lineage: Eukaryota; Viridiplantae; Streptophyta; Magnoliopsida; Malvales; Dipterocarpaceae.